Molecule: messenger RNA, 1022 nt
Organism: Photinus pyralis (common eastern firefly)
Lineage: Eukaryota; Metazoa; Arthropoda; Insecta; Coleoptera; Lampyridae
Product: tetraspanin-2A
Exons: 5
Coding region: 73-819 (248 amino acids)
Cellular component (GO): membrane
Source: RefSeq, a predicted model, not a curated record
CAUUAGUAUUGUCGCGGAUUUUGUGUACCAAAUUUGCGUCGCGCGUUUUUUAAGUGUUAAGUAUCUCCAAAUAUGGCUGGAAAAGGUGAAGGCGCUGGAGAAGGAACACUUCUCAAAUUGGAAAAUCAAAUAAUGGUUAUUAAGUACACUCUGCUAUUCACUAACGUCAUUUUGUGGAUGAUUGGAGCGGCAAUAUUUGCACUGACUUUGUGGAUGCGUUUUGAGCCUGGCCUUGAAGAAUGGAUUCAAAAGUUAGAUUUGCACCAGUUCUACAAUGGAGUUUACCUCUUGCUGGUGGCUGCAAUACUUAUGAUGAUUAUAUCGUUUGUCGGGUGUAUUAGUUCCCUUCAAGAAAACCAGACAGCACUACUGAUAUAUGUGGGAUCGCAAGCUUUGGGCUUCGUGUUCGGCGGGAUUGGAUCGGCGUUCCUUUUGGAAAACAGCGCUAGAGAUUCUUUAAUUCAGCCGUUAAUUAAGGAGAGUAUGCGACGUUUGAUUAUGUACUCCCGUGAAGACUAUGCGCAAAAAACCUUGGCGAUGAUACAAGAAAGCAUUGGGUGCUGUGGAGCAGAAGGGGCUCACGACUAUCUGAACUUGCGGCAACCUCUUCCCACUCAAUGCAGAGACACCGUAACUGGAAAUCCGUUCUUCUACGGAUGUGUGGAUGAAUUAACUUGGUACUUUGAGGAGAAGGCCGCCUGGGUUACCGGUUUAACAAUGGCCGUCUGCUUUCUACUUGUCUGCAACGCGGUGAUGGCGAUCAUCCUUAUACAGGCGAUAAAGAAAGAACAAGAAGAAAGCACCGAGUAUCGUCGAUAGAUGUCAGGAGGAUGUUUUUGCACACUAAUUUAGUAUUUUAAAGUUUUAUAAUUUAGGUAAUAGUUUAGAAUAACGAGGUUAGAACCGUAACAGCACACAUUGCUAUAUCGAAAUGACAGCGCCCGCUCAGCACGAGUGUAAUAUUAAACUUAAUAAUUUAUGUAUGUUUAUAUAAUUGAUGCAAUAAACGUUUUAGAACUGUU